Messenger RNA from Pararge aegeria (speckled wood butterfly), 1794 nucleotides. It is a transcript of the gene OdsH, whose product is annotated as homeobox protein unc-4. NCBI's taxonomy places the organism in Eukaryota, Metazoa, Arthropoda, Insecta, Lepidoptera, Nymphalidae. The coding region runs from base 173 to 1216 and encodes 347 amino acids. Gene Ontology annotation, molecular function: DNA-binding transcription factor activity, RNA polymerase II-specific; sequence-specific double-stranded DNA binding. The record is from RefSeq and is a predicted model, not a curated record. The transcript has 4 exons. Gene Ontology annotation, biological process: regulation of DNA-templated transcription.
GAGCGCACUUUCGGAUACGCGAUGUGUGAUAUAUCAAAAAUAUCAAAUAUAUGACUAAGUGACAGUGACUAAGGAGUUUUGUUGUUGAUUGUAUAUGCAGACUGUUGAGAAUGCACGCGCCUCAUAGUGUUGUCGAUUGUCGAUAGUCAAGAUAUCGAGUGGAAAUUGGACCAUGGUUUUGGAGGGCGGGCUGCCGGCGCCCUUGCAGUUGUAUGCGGCGGCGGCGGCGGGCCUGGCGCCAAGGCCGGCCUGGCCCCCUUUCUUACCAUUCUUCGGAGUGCCACCCCCGUUUCUGGCCCGUCCAAGGCUUCCUCAUCCGUUGCCGACGAGGGCGCCUCAUGGACCUCCUAGUGAGGAUUCCAAUGAAGACGGAGGUAGCAGUAAAGGUGGCCUUGGAGAUGACGACGGUGAUAGCGGCAAGAGAAGACGAUCUCGGACGAACUUUAAUUCCUGGCAGCUGGAAGAGCUCGAGCGUGCAUUCCUUGCGUCGCACUACCCGGAUGUCUUCAUGAGAGAAGCGCUGGCGAUGCGUUUAGACCUAAAAGAAAGUAGAGUCGCGGUAUGGUUCCAAAAUCGCCGUGCAAAAUGGCGUAAGAAAGAGCACACAAAGAAGGGUCCGGGUCGACCUGCGCACAACGCUCACCCCCAGAGCUGCUCUGGUGAGCCCAUCCCUCCGCACGAACUCAGGGCAAGAGAGAGGGCGAGAAGAAGAAAGAAGUUGGCAAAAGCGCUAGAGAGACAAGCGAGGAAACUUCGGGCAAAAGGCAUCGCGGUGGAUUUAGAAGCUCUAAAGGCGGAAUACCUCGCACAGCAUAGAAACAGUGGACUCUACUCGGACUCAGAUGGAGAAAUAGAUGGAGAAGAAUUGAUGAUAGACGUUGUUGGUGGCGACUCGUGUCAUGACUCUGGGCCCGAAGACUUCUCCUUAUCUGGAAGACUCCGUGCACCUUCAGGGACGGAUGCUAUCAAUAAUUCAGAUAGUUCCACGUCAGACGGUCACUCUGCGAGAAAUUUCAGUCCCUUACCAGACCCCCAGUCGACCUUCUUCAAGCAGUUCAGCACAGCAGCCGCAAACUUCGACAAGUUCGACUUCGACUCGGGCAGGGCAGUUUCUUUAGAUCUAAGCGGCAGUUCGAACACGGAACAGAACCUAUCCAAAAACGUGGGAACAAGAAAACACAAUCCGUUCAGUAUAGAAUCACUACUUAACACGUGAAAAUGACUUUUUUAGAAUUAGAUUUGCCUAUAGAGGCUCCCGGAUCUAAUUUUCUCACAGACUCGAAUACCUGACCGGCAUCUCGUGAACAUGUUCCUUUGCUUUAAAUAAUACAUGAAUUAUAAUAAGUUGUAAUCAGCUUCGGUAAUAAGACUUUAUAGCAGUAGCGUUCAAAGGGUGCUCGACUACGGUAGUUACAGGCAAAUGACAUAAAAUGGAGAUAUCCUUCUUCGAUACAACUAAUACACAAUCUUUAUAACAGGUAGUGCUUUUAUGCACGUAUGAAGUGCACCAUAGCUGGGUAAAAUAAUUACCUCUUGGAUCACCAUACGCAGAAAUGACAGGUAAUAUAAAAUGGAAAAAUCCGCCUCCAAUAAACUUAAAUGCAUGUAUGAAGUGUCUGGUAUAGGAUACUACAAUACAAAUUUACUAUUUAGGUAAUGGAUGCGCAUUUAUCAAUUUUUUAUACAUUUUUUGUUUAAAAGCCUGGCGGAACACCCUGUGCACACAACUGCUUUAAAUAGGUACCAGUUUACAUAUCCCUUUGUGAAUAUAAGAUAGGAUUUGUAUUAUAUAGA